AUGGCUUCUUUCUCUACCAUUCCUUCAAGCUCCACACCAUCCAUCAACAAGGUACAGAAGGAUGUGGGUUUCUCUGCUUUUUCUUCACAACCAUCAUUUUUCAUUCAAAUUUCCGAGAAAAGAGUUUCCAGGAAAAUCGUAUCACUCAUGGCACCACAGCAAUCUGAACGGAGGCCCCCUUCCACUGGCUCAGUCAAGACUGCGAUGACGAUGACAGAGAAGAUCUUUGCCAGGGCUUGUGAGAAGCCCCAGGUGAGUCCUGGUGAGAACGUUUGGGUCAAUGUUGAUGUUUUGAUGACGCAUGACGUUAGUGGACCUGGUGCAAUCGGUAUCUUCAAGAGAGAAUUCGGCAAAAAUGCAAAGAUUUGGGAUCGCGAAAAGGUUGUCAUUAUACCUGACCACUACAUCUUCACCGCUGAUGAACGAGCAAAUCGUAAUGUGGAUACCUUAAGGGAUUUCUGCACUGAGCAAAGUAUUAAGUAUUUCUAUGACAUAAAGGAUCUGGGCAAUUUCAGGGUUAAUCCAGACUAUAAAGGUGUAUGCCAUAUUGCUCUUGCCCAAGAAGGUCAUUGCAGACCUGGAGAGGUGCUGCUAGGUACAGACUCUCACACAUGUACUGCAGGAGCAUUUGGCCAGUUUGCUACUGGAAUCGGAAAUACUGAUGCUGGUUUUGUCUUGGGGACUGGAAAGCUUUUGCUUAAGGUGCCUCCAACUCUGAGAUUUGUGAUAGAUGGUGAAAUGCCGGAUUAUUUGCUUGCAAAGGAUUUGAUUUUGCAAAUUAUUGGUGAAAUAUCUGUGUCCGGUGCAACAUAUAAAUCGAUGGAGUUUGUUGGUACUACUGUUGAAAGUUUAACUAUGGAAGAAAGAAUGACACUAUGCAAUAUGGUUAUCGAAGCUGGAGGGAAGAACGGAAUUGUCCCAGCUGAUAGUACUACAGAUAAGUACCUUGAGGGCAAAACAUAUGUGCCUUAUGCACCAGUUUAUAGUGACACACAAGCAAGAUUUCUUUCGGAGUAUAGAUUUGAUAUCUCAAAGUUGGAGCCAUUGGUAGCAAAGCCUCAUUCUCCUGAUAAUUGUGCUUUAGCACGAGAAUGCAAAGAUGUGAAAAUUGACAGAGUAUAUAUUGGAUCUUGUACUGGUGGAAAAACAGAGGAUUUCUUUGCUGCAGCCAAAGUUUUUCUUGCUUCAGGUAAAAAAGUCAAAGUUCCCACAUUCCUUGUGCCUGCUACACAAAAGGUGUGGAUGGACGUAUAUAGCCUCCCAGUGCCAGGUUCUGGUGGCAAGACUUGCUCGCAGAUAUUUGAAGAAGCUGGUUGUGAUACACCUGCAAGUCCUACCUGUGGUGCUUGUAUGGGUGGCCCUAAAGACACUUAUGCACGGUUGAAUGAACCUCAGGUGUGGAUGGACGUAUAUGGCCUCCCAGUGCCAGGUUCUGGUGGCAAGACUUGCUCGCAGAUAUUUGAAGAAGCUGGUUGUGAUACACCUGCAAGUCCUACCUGUGGUGCUUGUAUGGGUGGCCCUAAAGACACUUAUGCACGGUUGAAUGAACCUCAGGCAAGUUUUAUACUUUUUUUUUCCAAUCCAAAUACGAAUUAACUGAACAUGAAAAUAAUGACAGCAUCUAUGUUGUGAGUUGGACUGCACAUCUUCCCUCUAGUUCACUCCUGAAUAUCAUUAUUUCAUGUGUAAAAAACUGUUCCAAUGUAUGAGCUGAUUCUUACAAAGUAUACAACACUGCUUGUUUUCAGAAAACAGGAUUUGGCCAUAUCAUGUUUUGGGUGUGAUUUUGUUGUCUGUUGUAGGCUCUCCAUAAAUGAUGCACCUUAGCUAUCCGUUGUCUGGACUGGCAGCUAGUUUUUCAAUCCCCUACAUUAUAGAGUUCAUGCACCUAUUCUUUUUCCUAUUGCAGGAUU
Molecule: messenger RNA, 1913 nt
Organism: Ilex paraguariensis (yerba mate)
Lineage: Eukaryota; Viridiplantae; Streptophyta; Magnoliopsida; Aquifoliales; Aquifoliaceae
Source: the annotation of a GenBank genome assembly